Messenger RNA from Pediculus humanus corporis (human body louse), 747 nucleotides. RefSeq lists its product as uncharacterized. Lineage: Eukaryota; Metazoa; Arthropoda; Insecta; Psocodea; Pediculidae. The transcript has 3 exons. The record is from RefSeq and is a predicted model, not a curated record. Bases 1 to 747 code for a protein of 248 amino acids.
AUGGGUACAAAAAUAUCAUUAAACUUGAUUAAAAAUUGGCAAAAAUUAAUUAGUGAUAUAGAUUUUACCGAUUUGGCUGCAUUAUUAAUUCAAGAUCAAAUCAUAACAGUUGAUGAAUAUCAAACAAUAUUAGUACAAACAGAAUCGAGAGCAAUGGAAAACUUUUUGGUUAUGCUUUUGAAAAAAGAUGAAGAAACCAUACUUAAAUUUGCUGAAAUUUUAAAAAAAGAUUACAGUUGGAUUGCAAAUAAUUUAUUGGAUGGUAUUGUGAAAGAGGAAGGUCAUGAUGAAAUCGAUGCAUCACCAGUCACAAGAUUAGAUGUUAAAAAUGAAAUUGAUCACGAUAUAAGUUCUCAAAAUACAAAUUCAACCAGUGUUGAUUGUGAGGAUUAUCAUAGUUUAAAUUCACUUAAUAAAACAAAUAAAAUGAAUAACACAUUCAAUUUUUUAAAUAAUAAAAGAACAAUUAUCGGACGUAAAAGGGUAUUGAAAGCAAGAAUUAAAAAUGAUUUUCAUGUAACUGAUGAAGUUAUUUCAAUAGUUCGCAAGAGUCCAUUAAUUUCAAAAAGCUGGACAACUAUUGCACAUGCUUUGGGACUUACUGAUAGAGUUCAUGAAAUACGAUUUAAAGUUGUUUUGCAUGGAGAAGAUUUAAGUAUGAGUGUGGUGUACCUUAUAAAAGAUUGGUUAAAAAUCCUACAAUUCACAAUUUCUGAACAUUUAAGUGAUGUUAUGGCAUUUAAGUAA